Opisthocomus hoazin is the source of this 522-nucleotide messenger RNA. Lineage: Eukaryota; Metazoa; Chordata; Aves; Opisthocomiformes; Opisthocomidae. The record is from RefSeq and is a predicted model, not a curated record.
AUGUUGUCUUACACAUCCUACCUGCUCACAGCAGCAGCUGCUUUGCUAGUGACGUGCCACGCUCUGUGUCUAAUGGAUUCUCUGGACAUUGAACUCAACAAUGAUUUAGUAAAUUUGAGACACAGAAUAUCCAGACUUGAAGGCGUUCUUGCUUUGAAUGGCAAAAUAAGAGAAGUAGGAGACAAAAUACUUGCCAGCAAUGGGAAGGAAGUUGAUUUUGAAUCUGGACUAGGAUCCUGUGAAGAAGCUGGAGGAACUGUUGCAACUCCCAUGAACGAGGAGGAGAAUAAAGCUAUUUUGGAUAUUGUGAAGCAGUAUAACCGAUAUGCUUACUUGGGCAUUAAAGAGAGUGAGACUUCAGGUCAGUUUCUGUACAUAGAUGGCACAGCUCUGAAUUACACCAAGUGGCACCCACAUGAGCCUAAUGGCAAAGGGGCAGAAAAAUGUGUAGAGAUGUACACUGAUGGGAGCUGGAAUGACAAAAAAUGCAACCUGCGACGCCUCACAAUCUGUGAAUUUUAA